ACACUAUUCUUACACAUAUAACCCUUUUCAAUCAUUACAAAAAUAGCCACAAUGUCCAAUCUAGCCAUUCUUUCACUAAUUUUCACCAUUUUCAUCUCUACUUCUAACGCCAUUUCCCAAUGUAACGGCCCUUGUAAAACAUGGGACGAUUGUGAUGGUCAAUUAAUUUGCAUAAACGGAAAAUGUAACGACGAUCCUAACGUUGGAACCAAAGUUUGCAAAAAUAGCCCUCCUUCUGUCCCUUCUCCGACUCCGUCCAAUACAUGUCGUCCAUCUGGCACAAUCAAUUGCAACGGUGUACACCCAAUCUAUCGUUGCUCGCCACCUGUCACCUCGUCAACGCCCGCUCAACUAACCCUCAACAACUUUGCUAGAGGCGGAGAUGGUGGGGGUCCAUCGUCAUGUGACGGGAAAUAUCAUGAUAACAACGAAAGUAUAGUGGCAUUGUCUACUGGAUGGUUCGCGGGACGUUCAAGGUGUGGUAAAAUGAUACGUAUUCGUGCUAAUAAUGGAAAGACCGUAACAGCUAAAGUAGUUGAUGAAUGUGAUUCUACUAUGGGUUGUGAUGCGGAACACGCGUUUCAAAGUCCAUGCAAAAAUAACAUAGUGGAUGGUUCAAUUGCUGUGUGGAGAGCUUUAGGGUUGAAUACAAAUUUGGGUAUAGUUCCUGUCACUUGGUCCAUGGUCUAGGUCGGGAUGGAGCGAUAAUUAUGAAUUUCGAUAGAAUUUAAUAACUUUAUACACCAAAUUAUAUAAUAAGCGUGUCAUCUUGCAUGUAAUAAGAUGUACAUUGGAGUUCCUUAAAAUUAAUAAACUAUGAUAU
Molecule: messenger RNA, 823 nt
Organism: Solanum lycopersicum (tomato)
Lineage: Eukaryota; Viridiplantae; Streptophyta; Magnoliopsida; Solanales; Solanaceae
Product: kiwellin
Source: RefSeq, a predicted model, not a curated record